GGAGCGGGUGGGGGAGGAGGAGGAGAAGGACAACAACCAGGAAGUUAAAUAGAGGACGAAACGUAAUCGCUUCAACAAAGUGUCGACCCUCGACGUCUCUGAGGAGUUUUAUAAAGUUUUUAGGCAUCAGCGCUAAUUUUGAACGAAGCUGGUCCACUGGGUCUGGGGCGAGAGGCGUUGAGUCCAACAAGAUGGAAGUUGAUCCGGAACGGGGGGUGCAAGAGCCGCAGGACAAGGUGCAGGCCCUGAAGGAUCAGGUAGAUGGAGUGAAAAGCAUUAUGACACAGAAUGUUGACCGGAUCCUGGCACGAGGAGAGAGACUGGAUGACCUCAUGGACAAGUCUGAGGACCUUCAAGCAGGGGCUCAGAACUUCAAGCAGACUUCUCAGAAAGUGGCUCGCAACUACUGGUGGAAGAAUGUGAAACUGAUUGUGGUCAUUGUAGUGAUCGUCCUCAUCAUUGUCCUCAUCAUCAUCCUGCUGGCAACCGGCGUGAUCCCCAUCAGUAACCCAGUGCCUCCAAUAGUUAAUCCAACCACCCCCAAGCCAUAAAUGCACACAACAAUGUACAUACCAACAAACCAAAUGCAUAUUACACAAAGUAAAUUAAAAUCCAUAAACUAAAGCAGAUCAAUGUUACCUGGUGAAACUUCUAUCACUUCUAAAUGAGUUUUCUAGUGGUAUCUUUCAUGCUCAGACUGUAAUCCAAGAAUUAAUGCUUUAAAUUAAGUAGCUGUAAUGACGUCUCACUUUUUUAACUCUUUUCCAGCACAAUUCGGUCUGAGCAAUUUUUCACUUUGUGAAAAAAAAUGUACAAAAAUGUCACAACUGUUACUUUCAGAGGGUGCCUUUGUUAACCCUUAACAAUCCCUGUAAUCCAACAAUUUAUCCAUCAGUUUAGUUUAUCCUGACAGAGAGGAACUUACUAAAAGAGCUGAUGAACAGGGAUUUCUGUGGCCCUGUAGCUAAAAAUGAAGUUUGUUUUUAGUGUUAUCACUUUAACAUGCCGGCACUUUGUAAUGUUGAAAAGACAAAAAAAAAAUGAAGUUUCCUAGACGGGCAAUAUGAAAAAACCUAGAAAAAUGUUUUAACUCUAAAUAAGUUAAGGUUACAUGUUAAGGAAAGCUUGAUUGUGUAUAGGAUUUGUAUGUUACCACUUGUGGGUAUGUUACUUUUUAAGUUCUUCCUGCUUCUUUAUAGCCUAUGCAGUAGUAAGCAUUCCUCUGAAUCAUCUUUAAAUUUACUCACUAGUGAUGUAACGGUAUCAAAAUCUCACAGUAGGAUGCUACCCUGGUAACAAAUCCAUGGUUCAGUAUUUAUUGCGUUAUCAAAAACAAAACAAAGAAACAAAUGAAGACUUGAAAAAAAAUGCACUUUGAAUAUUACAAUAUCUGCACAAAAGUGCUGUAUGUUUGCAUUAGGCUCAAAAAUAUAUAUCAUUCUUUGGCUCCAGUGUGUAUUAACCUUCUAAAAACUUUGUUCUCCGUCACUGAAAAUAUCUUUAGGUCUUUGGUGAAAUAUUCACUGAUACACCUUGUGACCUGUUGAGCUCUUGCUCUGUUGUGUUGAAGGGGGAUUGUGGUGCUUCCUUAAGAGUCUUUUGUCCUGGCUGGAUUCUGCUCCUCACAUCUUAGCAAAUCUUUUCAAUGAUUUGCCAUGUGGCUUCUUCUGUUUCUCGUAUUCUCCAUCAAGUGUGUCACUGCAGUCUGGCCAUGUCUGCGUAUUGUUUUUUGUUGUGUCAGAUUUAAAAGUAAUUGGAGCCUCUGCAAUCUCACUCGGUUCUCUCUCUCCGCUGGUAGCAUUCACCAUUUUUAUGCUGUUAGAUAAAGCCAUCGAGUGGAGCACAAAGGAUUUUGGGUCCAUGAGGACCGAUGGUAGACGUAGUUCCCAUUUUCCCUUACAUUUUGCACCUGAAGGACGCAAUACUGUGAAAUUACCGAUACCGUUACAGCUCUAGUUCUCACUGCUAGCGCUGCUUUAGUUCCCUUGGAGGAGAAAAGGUGCCCGUUUGUCAUUGGUUAUAGAUAGAGACUAUUUUCACUUUUAUCUUUAAAUCAACAUCAUUGAUGUGGACCAGUAAGUUUGUGCUGCAGUCUAAACUGUGCAUUUCACUGAUAUUGUGCACAUUUUCUACAAUGUGUUUUAACUCCUGGAAUUUUGCAGUAAAGUCAAUGACAAGGUACUUGUAUCAUAAACAGCUCAGAAGAGGAUUAAAGCCAGAGGUGAGGAAAAAAAAAAUGCUGUGCACCAAAGAGAUUUAAGGUGAAAGGAUAAGAUCAAAGUCAAAAUGUCGAGAAUGAAGUUUAAAAAAUCAAGAAUAAUGUCAAAAUACAGUUUUGAGAAUAAAGUCAAAGCUUAUUACUGCAAACAGCAGCUCUCAGACGCUGGGUUUAUAAGCUUAAAAGAGGAAGAAUUUCUUUGUUAAAUCCAAAGUAUAGUUUCACAUGUUCAUUGAUGCUAAGUGUUUUAUAGAGACAGGCCAGAGUCACUGCUCUUGUAAUCGUUAGUACUGUUCGAAUAGGAUUAGUAUUUCCUGUUGACCACUGGUAAUUCAUAAAUUAUCCACUGAUAUCAGUUUUUGGUGUGGUGCGUUCACACCGGAUAAACAGAGUCAAUGUAAACAAAUUUACUGAAAUUUUUAAGGGAAAGCAUGAAGGUGCUGCAUGACAGCAGGAAUGAAAACACAUGGCAAAUUUUUAUUUUAUUCAGAAAUGCAAUGUUGUACACAUCAUGUUUGCAGCUGACAUAGUCUUAAUGUAACCUACACAAUUCUGUUAACUAGUUUCCAACAGAGAAUAUGUGCCAAAAUGUUUCUUUUUCUCCUUUUUUUAUUUUAUAAUUUGCAGGAAGCUGAUCAUGAUCAAUCAAUCUCUACUUUAAAGAUCCCGCUCUUUUAAUUUGGGAUCCUUAUGGACCAACAACAAUCUGCGCUUUGGAUAAACGAUGAUCCUAAAUUGAAAGGGCACCUAAUAACAUCGCCAGUAUCAGCAGCGUAAAACUGUAAAAAAAGACGAUAAAGGUUUAUAUUCAGCAUGAGACAUCUCACUUUUCCCAUGCAUUGACAGGAGGGAUAUAACAGCACUCGUUUCUCUUUUCCUCUUCCUUAUUGUCUGAUCGGCUCAGACAGUUCACACAGGGGACAGACUCGACCUCGAUGUGUAAUGGGAGAGCAAGGGGAGAUUGAUCACUGGUUUAUUGAUCAUGGACAGCUUGCUGGAAAUUAUAAAAUGCUUUCCUGCGGAAAUGUCAGUAAAUUUGUUUAACUUGACUUUGUUGAUUCCGUGGAAAUGCACCACACCAAACACUGAGGUCAACAGUUAAUACUAAUCCUGUGCGAAUAGUACUGAAGAUGAAGCCUUCUAUUGAUGAACAUGUGAAACGAUACUUUAACACCAAAAAGAUUCUUUUUCUUUUAGCUCAGAAACAAAGUAAGUUAUCUAAGAUCUGCUGUCUGUAGUAUUAAAAUUUGACUUCAUUUUCAAAUUCUGACUUUAUUUGUCUGUAAUGCUGAAGUGUACAGUAUUAUUUUUUCCUUUACCUCUGACCCUAAUCCUCCCCCUCUCCCACCAGGGUCAGCAGGUAAAGUCACUCCCACAGUUGUGUAUCAGGGAUUAGGAUUUUUCAGCCAUCCAGCUGAGAAGAUCCCCUACAGUCCCCCUUCAGAAACAAACAUCCAUUAUAACUGGACCUGCUGUCCUUCAAGCAUGACUGUAUGUGUUUGUACAUUUGAGCCUGGAGCAAUGAUUUUUGGGUAAUUCUCCCCUCACUUCUUGUUGCUGUUACUGUACUAGAUUAGCUUCCAGCUUUCAGAAAACCUUGUAGGAAACUGUAAAUAGUUAAUAUAUUCUCAACUGUGUAUAUAUUUGCCACAGCCUUUAAUCAACCUGUCGAUUAAAUUAUCUGUUCUUUUAGAGGAUAUUUAUUUAACACUUUAUAACAUUUGAGUUCUGUCUGUUGUUAGUUUAAAUUUAACCAAAGGACUCCUUAAUUUCUAAAUUAAAUUGGUAAUCUAGGCAGAUUAAUCAUAAAACGGUGCAGUUGAGUAACUGCUUAUAUCAUUUUCUGAAGAAGCAGUUCAGCUAGGCCAGGCUGGAGCAAAUUCUUUGUUUAUUAAACUCUAGUAAGUCUAAAUUCUCACUUUGAAUCCUCGAAGGGAUCCAUAAAAUAGUGACAGACCACAGUAGUAUUUUUCUACAUACAGGCUCCAGUGACAGCAGGCCUUUACUGUGUGUCGGGCUUUGUCCAGUCUCUUUGAAUUCUGAUGUCAUGUGAUGUACUUUAAUGAUCAGUAGGGUGUUAUUCUGUUGACUUAUGGUGUUCUUUUGGUUUUAAUGGUCUGAUAAGAAAUUAAAAAAACUACAGCUACA
Cheilinus undulatus (humphead wrasse) is the source of this 4366-nucleotide messenger RNA. RefSeq names its product vesicle-associated membrane protein 8 (endobrevin) (gene vamp8). The record is from RefSeq and is a predicted model, not a curated record. Gene Ontology annotation, biological process: vesicle-mediated transport; SNARE complex assembly; vesicle fusion. Gene Ontology annotation, cellular component: SNARE complex; plasma membrane. The transcript has 3 exons. Bases 192 to 551 code for a protein of 119 amino acids. Gene Ontology annotation, molecular function: syntaxin binding; SNAP receptor activity. NCBI's taxonomy places the organism in Eukaryota, Metazoa, Chordata, Actinopteri, Labriformes, Labridae.